AUGUCCUUCUCGGAAGAGAGCCCUCUAAUUUGGGUAGGUGCACGUCAGGUCCCCGACGCCUUGGAUGUGUACGACCGGUUCAGCAAGGCUCAUAAAAACUUCAUCGUCUUCGUAGUGUCCUUUGCAGGGCUGCUCCCUGCGGUUGUAACUGGGACCUUCGUCCCUUCCAUCCCUCAGAUAGCUCUUGACCUUGAUUCAACGGGUGCUGUUGUUAGCUUGGCCGUAAGUUUAUCAGUAUUUGCGAAUGCGAUCGGGGGUUUGGUAUGGGCAGCAUACUCCUCAUUUUAUGGACGCCGGCCCAUGUACUUGUGGGGUAUGCCCAUCCUAUGCAUAGGAAGCUUCGGCGUUGCAGCGUCAACGUCUCUCGCAAGCCUACUGUUCUGGCGAUUUGUUCAGGCAUUUGGAUGCGCUGGCGGAAUAUCGGUAGGUGCAGCCGUUAUUGGCGAUAUCUACAGGGUUGAGCAGCGAGGUACAGCAUUGGGUAUUUUCUUUGGGGCUUCUCUUCUGGGCGUUGCGCUGUCACCUAUUAUAGGAGGCACUGCGGCACAUUACUGGUCAUGGCGCAACCUGCACUACUCGCUUGGAUUAUGGGGUAUUAUUGAGAUGGUUUUGAUCUAUGUGUCCUUCCCGGAGACAAGUCAUUCGCAUUCCGGAGUGAUUCGUGAGCCGAAGACACCAUUCAACUUCGUGUGGAUCAAUCCUUUCAGCAGUCUCUGGCUGCUCCGUAGUCCAAAUAUUAUGGCUGUCACAUUAGCAAACGCAUCAGCGAUGGUUACGGAUUAUGUUUUAUUGGUCCCAAUUGCAUACACGAUCGGUGCUCGAUACCACAUCUCUAACGAGGCACUGAUUGGUGCAUGCUUCCUUCCCAAUGGACUUGGAAACUUCAUUGCUUCACCAAUUGCUGGGCGGUUGUCUGACACUAUGAUCGAAAGAUGGAAGGCGAAGCGCAAAGGCAUUUGGGUCCCUGAAGAUCGGCUCCGUGCAGUGCUGGUAGGCGGACUCCUCGUCCCUUUAUCUGUUGGUCUUUCGGGACUGAUUACCACAUACAUCGCUGGACCGUUGGGGUUGGUAUUGAAUUUGCUUUGUUUGUUUAUGAAUGGCGUUGGAGUAGACUUCGUUCUCACUCCGAUCGGCUCGUACAACAUCGACGUGCUACAGUCAUGCAGCGCAGAGGUAAUUGCCGCAGUUACCGCUUUCCGCGCGAUCAUUCUUGCGCCAGUGACUGCAGCUGUACUUCCAUCGAUUGAGAUGCUGGGUGUGGCAGGAACAAAUGGCAUAGCUACAGUGAUUGCGAUUUUUGGAUAUGGGCUUAUUGUUCUCACGAUUCGUUACGGAGAUCGCAUGAGAGCUUGGGUGGACGUUGGAUAUACACCCUUGUGA
Molecule: messenger RNA, 1380 nt
Organism: Suillus paluster
Lineage: Eukaryota; Fungi; Basidiomycota; Agaricomycetes; Boletales; Suillaceae
Product: major facilitator superfamily domain-containing protein
Exons: 12
Coding region: 1-1380 (459 amino acids)
Biological process (GO): transmembrane transport
Molecular function (GO): transmembrane transporter activity
Source: RefSeq, a predicted model, not a curated record